Molecule: messenger RNA, 708 nt
Organism: Hansenula anomala
Lineage: Eukaryota; Fungi; Ascomycota; Saccharomycetes; Phaffomycetales; Wickerhamomycetaceae
Product: RTA1 domain-containing protein
Exons: 1
Coding region: 1-708 (235 amino acids)
Cellular component (GO): plasma membrane; fungal-type vacuole
Source: RefSeq, a predicted model, not a curated record
AUGGGUGGUGUCUACAUAUUAUUGGGGAAAUUCAUUAUGGUUUAUGGGGCUCAGUUCGCAUUAAUGAAGCCUAUGGCAUACUCAUAUAUCUUUAUGGGGUGUGAUUUUGUAUCCUUAGUGGUUCAAGCUGCCGGUGGUGCUAUGGCUGCAAGUGCAACUACUAAAUCGGAUAAUGAAUUAGGUACUCAUGUUAUGGUUGCUGGAUUAGCUUUCCAAGUGUUUUCAAUGACUAUUUAUGUUGCAUUGUUUUUACAUUAUUUUUACAAGAUAAAGUUUUUCAACAAAAAGGAACAUGAAGAGUUGGAGGUUGAAGCAUUUAAUCCAGCUUAUAAACAAUUAAGAUCAAGAAAAAUAUUUCAAUGGUUUCCUUAUGUUGUUUUCGCUUGUGUUGCAUUGAUUUAUAUCCGUUGUGUUUAUAGAGUUGUUGAAUUGGCUGAAGGCUGGUCAGGUUAUUUGAUUACACAUGAAUUGUUUUUAUUUUUCCUAGAUGCUUUGAUGAUUGCUCUUACAGCUUUCCUGUUGAUUGUUUUCCAUCCAGGUACUGUGUUUGAUGGAAGAAAUAUUAAAAUUCAAGUUGCUGGACAAUCCAAAGAUAAGAAAACUAAUCAUGAAGGUGUUCCUUUAGAUGAUUUGAAAAAAGAUGGUGACUUUGAUGAAGCUUCUGAUCAGUCAUUCAACAGUGUCAAGUUUAAGAGAAAUCACAUUUAG